UUAACGAAAUGGAUAUAAAUAUUUCUGUGAGCGUAUGCGUGCGUCAAUGCGUGCUUGUGUAUGAGCGUAUUCACGCAUCAAAUAAAAUAAAGAAACAAAAGAGGCAAAUGAAAAGAACCUUUAUAAAUCGAUCGAUAAUAAAUCUAUGCCAGCAAAGAUGAAAUCAUUUUCUUCGUACAAAUAUGCACACGAACAUCGCGUGACUUUCGACCACUACGUCAACAAUAUUUCUCUCGAUAAUUUAAACAUUUAGUUUCGUGUGAUCUUCUUUCGUUGCCGGAUAGAAAUUUUCUCAUUUUCUCUAGUAGUUGUCAAAUCGUUCAAAAUUGUCAUAUUAAAAUAUAAUUAUCCAAUCGAUAGAAAAAAAAUGGCAUUGAUUGAACCAUUGAAAACAUUAUUUAUUCUUUUCCUUUUUCUUCCGAAAAGUGCAAUAUUAUAUGAAUUUUUUUCUAUCGGCGACGAACAGAUGUUUUUUAUUAGAGAUAUUUGUAAAUUUUACGGAUCGAAAUCUGCAAUUUUUUUAUACGACGAAUCGAUAAGUGAAAUGGAAGUGACAACGAUCAUGUUCAAAUGGAGACGUGCAUUUUCUUGGGAAGGUACAGUGACUGGGAACUUGUAUUUUUCACAAUUGUAUAAAUCAUCGUACUACUUCAAACAAAUUAUACGACCAUAUUACAUAGCGGUGAUUUCUAAUUACAAUGCGAUUAAUGAGUUCUCUUUAGCAACAAGUACCUUUGACAUGUCUUCAGCUGUGUGGAUAGUGGUAUUCAUUUACAAAGAACAUGGUCCCGAUUAUUGUCACAAUCCACCAGGUAAUAUAUUUCACUUGAGAUUCAAUUCAGAAAUGUUGGUCCGUUGUGGGACAGAAAAUAUUUUACGAGAAUGGUAUUCGAUUGAUACAAAUCAAAUCGAGAUGAUGAAUGUAGCAACUUGGAGCUUAAAGAAAGGAAUUACUAAAAUGGUACCAAAUUUUCUUUACGAAAGAAGACAUAAUUUACAGGGUUUAAUCAUGAAAGCUGUUAUAGUUAAGACUUCAAUCUUUUCAAGCAUAAACAAGGAUGGUGAAUUAGAUGGUAUAUUCGGUAGAAUAUUGAGAGAACUUUGUGUCACUCUAAAUUUUAGUUUCGACAUUGUAUCACAAGUGAAAGCGUAUGGACGAUGGAAUUCAAGAGAAAAGACUUGGUCUGGAGCAAUUGCAGAGUUAUAUUAUGGACGUGCUGACAUUUCUCUUUCAGACUUUUCUAUGACUAAUGACAGAUUAAAUGCCGUUGACUUUACGAUUCCUCUUAUGACCUCGAAAAAUAUUCUCGUUAUCCGAGAACCAGAAAAUUUAGCGGUUCAAUGGUCGUCUCACUUUUUAAUUUUUACUUUUUCUGUUUGGAUUGCUCUGUUCGGAGUAUUAAUUGCUUCAUCAAUCUUCCUAGUCUUACUUAAAAUUAAAAGUGGAUCCGAUAACAAAAUAGGAUACUUACUGAUCGAUAAUUUAUUGGAAAUUUGGGGUAUAUUUUGCCAGCAGAGACUUCCUGAUUUCUCUCCUAAAUCUUCGUUACGAAUAGUAUACUUUUCUUUAUGUCUUUCGAUUAUUGUAUUUUGGGCCGCCUAUUCAGCUGCUUUAAUAAGCUUUUUGACGUCUGUAAAUCACGUUUUUCCAUUUGAUUCAUUAGAGGGCUUCGCUGCAGACGGUACUUAUCAACUUGCAGUUGUUCAUGGUACGGCUUAUUAUGAUAAGUUUGCAAAUUCGGGAGAUCCACUUGCAAAGGAGGUAAUGAAAUUGAUGCUAGAAGAGGAAAAGUUGCCCCGUACUGAAACAGAAGGAUUUAAGAGAAUUUGUAAAAAUGGGAGAUUAGCAAUGUACACGUAUGACGAAAUUAGAAAAAGAGUAAAUUAUAAAAUUCUGUGUAAAUUGAUUCGAAUUGACGCUGGGCAUGUAAACAAUUUUGCUUUAAUUUUAUCUAAGAACAAUCCAUUUACUGAUGUCAUCAAUUUUCAGUUGCGGAAAUUUAUGGAUAAGGGUAUGAUGAGUCGCUUAAAAGAUAUAUCAUUUAAAAGGAAAUCCAAUAAUAUGAUCCAGCAUCAACCGGUUUCUUUAAUCAGCGUAAUAUCGCUUAUUUUCUUCUUAUCAAUUGGUAUCAUUUUGAGUACUUGUAUUCUUAUCAUAGAAAAGUAUAUUUUCAUUUAUAAAAGGAAGAAAAUAUCGACCGUACAUAAUAUUUCGUCGAUUAAAUGGUCAGAAUUUUCUAUAAAAAGAAAGAAAAAUUUAAGAAAUAUUACAAAACAUUACGUGAAUCAUGAAUGUGCACGCUUAAAUUAUUCAAAAUAACGGCAAUGUACGUUCUCAAAGAAUUUUUAUAUUCAGAUUAUAAUUUUAAUAGAUAUUUAAAGAAUAGAAUAGAAAUACGCGUACAUAUAUCUAAGUUCUUGCAUAAUUUCGUAUAGCUUUAUAUUAAAAUGGAACUGUUUCUUUAUAUUCUACACGUGAUGGUGUAUUUAAUAGAUUUGCUACAUUUAUCGAAUGUUCGUACAGAUAUGUUAAUUCUUUCAAACUAUUUCGAAUUUAUAUGAUAUACCUAUGUAUGUCAUAGCGUCAAAAAUAAUUACUUUCAUUGUAUGUAUGAGUCAUGAUUAGACGAUAUAAUGGAAUCACGUUUUCGCAUAUUUUGUUAAAAAUAUCUAUUUUUAUUUAAUUCAAAUUACUUUGAUCAGAGUUUCAAAUUUCUCAUUGCAGCAUUCAAAAUGUAUUGUAUUAUAACAUAUGUAAACUAUUAUAUUUAUAUACAGAUAUAAGGAGUGAUAAUAUAUCUAUUAUAUUAAUACAUUAAUAUAUAAUAUAUAUAACAUAUAGGUAUAUAUAUACAUACUUAUAUAUUAUAAAAUAAUAUCGUUUAACAAAUAUUAAAUACUCUCAUAUUACAUUUGCAAUGCAUGCAAAAUGAAUAUAUUGUUAAUGAAUAUUAUACAUUUUUGCAAUCUUUACAAUCGCUUUCAAAUAUGUCCGCAAAAUUGCGAUAAGAAAAUAUGACCCCAAAUUGAAUCAGAAGAAUACAUUAAUCUUUGCUUAGAACGUAAUCUUGUCUUUCUUAGAUUCAAAUCAAAUUGAAUUAGGUACUGGAUCGAACGAAGGCAUGACUUACUUUUCAGGAUGGAACGAUUUAAAGAACCUAUCAUGUUUUUAGCACUAAGAGCUAAUGAAAUCGGUUAAGUUUUUAUAUAAACUGAAGAAUAACAGAUGAAUGAGAAUUCAGUCAUUUGUGCGAUACAUUUUAACAAACAUAUGAACAUACUAAUAAUUUUGUUACAAUCGAAGAAGAUCAAUCUAUUGUUCCAAAUGAAAUAAAUGUCAGCAACGCGACGGUCGUUAUACACGUAUGUUACUUAUAUACACGCCAAAAAACAUGUUUGAUGCUAAUAAAUAGAAUGCAAUUGGUUUGAUUGAU
This is a messenger RNA of Vespula vulgaris, 3434 nucleotides long. RefSeq names its product glutamate receptor-like. The transcript has 8 exons. The record is from RefSeq and is a predicted model, not a curated record. Gene Ontology annotation, cellular component: membrane. Gene Ontology annotation, molecular function: glutamate-gated receptor activity. Bases 368 to 2320 code for a protein of 650 amino acids. NCBI's taxonomy places the organism in Eukaryota, Metazoa, Arthropoda, Insecta, Hymenoptera, Vespidae.